Molecule: messenger RNA, 3121 nt
Organism: Diabrotica virgifera virgifera (western corn rootworm)
Lineage: Eukaryota; Metazoa; Arthropoda; Insecta; Coleoptera; Chrysomelidae
Exons: 16
Coding region: 172-3075 (967 amino acids)
Biological process (GO): carbohydrate metabolic process; proteolysis; chitin catabolic process
Cellular component (GO): extracellular region
Molecular function (GO): serine-type endopeptidase activity; chitinase activity; chitin binding
Source: RefSeq, a predicted model, not a curated record
GUCGAACAUCUUUACAAACCGGUUGUGGUAUUAAAUGUAAAAUAGUUACAACUAACUGAUUUUUUUUUUCAUCGGGAAUUACCAGCAAAGAAAGCGAAAUUCCAAGUUGCUUUAUUUAGCAUACACACGCGAUCUUGGUGACCAUGUGAUUGUGUGAUUGUGAUAAUAAUUAUGAAGGUGAAGGGUGUUGUAUUCUGUUUAUGGUUUGUUUUUUUAGGUUUCCCUAUUGCUACAUUAGAAAGUUUUCCCAAUUCUACAAGCUCUACUGUCAGAAAGAGACGGCAAAGCAGUUUUAACUGUACUCUUCCGCCACAAUUGGAGAAUGGAAGGUGGCUAGUAACUGAAGCAGAUGUUAAACCAGGUGAUCAAGUAAUAGUCAAUACAAUAAUAAGAUUAGAAUGUCAUGAAGGGUACCAAUUAUACCCUAAUAUUCCUCUACAACUUUGUGAUAGUAACUGGGAUGAAACAACUUUUCCAACGUGCCAAAAAAAGUGUCCUUCAUUUUAUUCAACCGCAACUACCUCGGUAACAUGUAAAGAUGUAAAUAACGCAGCAGUACCUUGUGAUAAAGCCGUUGAUGGCACCUAUUUAACUUAUAAUUGCAACGCUUAUUAUGAAAUACCGCCAGGAGGUAGAAAUAUUCUUUACUGUGAUGAUGGCGUUUGGGACUUUCCGAAACCUAUAUGUCAACCAAUUUGUGGAAAGAAAGUGAAUACAGCAAUAGCUGCGUAUGCUUGGGGUGGUAGAGAAGUCAAAGAUUUUGAAUUCCCAUGGGUUGUAGCGCUGUAUCAGACUUUAGGAACAAGUUAUGAAAAUAUAUGUGGAGGCACUUUAAUAAGUAGAAGAGUUGUCAUAACCGCUGCUCACUGUGUUACGAAUACUUAUGGUAAAGCUCUGGAUAAAAACAAAUUUCAAGUUGCUGCUGGAAAAGUUUACAAUGCCUUUGGAGAUAAACGAGAUGUAAAUGCACAGUAUAGAAGGAUUUCUAAACUAAUUGUUCAUGAGGGAUAUAGAGGGGAAAGUCAAAGAUACGUCGCUGAUGUGGCUAUACUCAUUACCCAAGAGCUCUUCAAACUUGAUGUAGUGGUUCAGCCAGCAUGUAUUGAUAAUAUGAAUAAUAUAUAUUUAACUAAUUAUCAAAUCGGAGAGGUAGCUGGUUGGGGCCGUACUGAGGAAGAAAAGCCCUCAGAAAUACUUAAAGCGAUAAGAAUACCAUACAAAGAUGGCGCUACGUGUGCUAAAGAGCUGCCACAAAGCUGGGAAGAACAAUUUAAUUUUUUUGAUAAAAUUUGUGCUGGUCGUCAGAAUGAAAGUAUUGCGGUAUGUGAAGGAGACAGCGGGAGCGGACUGGUUUUUAAAAACCGAGAAGAUAAUAGAUACUAUCUUCAAGGAAUAGUAAGCAUAGCACCAAAUUUAAAUACGUUUCAGUGUAAUUCACAAACGAACGCUUUAUAUACUAGUGUUCCAUUCUACUACUCUUUUAUAAAAAGAGAAAUGACUAAAAAUCACUUAGAAGACUGCAUACUUCCAGCAUAUCCAAAAAAUGGGAAAUGGUUUCUUGAAGGAGGUAUAGAAAAAAAACCUGGUGAUAUUGUACUGUCCAGCACGAUCUUAAGGUUUUCAUGUAAUAUGCGACAUAUAUUGUCCUCUAGGUCACCAUAUUAUGACUGUCAAAGUUUUGAAGAUCAUCCCACCUGUUUAAGAGUAUGUCCUAAAAUAUCAUUACCUGCCGGAUCACAAAUAUUAUGCAAAAAUUUUAAGGACCAAUAUAUAGACUGCAACGACAUUGCCGAUGGUAGCAGCAUAACGUUUACAUGUCCAAACGGUUUUGUAUCAGACAGAGGCACACCCACUAGCACAAGAUACUGUCGCAAUGGAGUGUAUGGUAAUUCUGCACCUUCUUGUACAGACAUUAAGCAAAAGUCUGUGUACGUCUCUAAUACAUUAUACAAAUCCAAACCAAAAAUAGAACAUGCACCGACGACAACAACUAGAAGUAGGAUUACCACACCAAAAUCUGAAAUUACAUCAAAAGAGCCAACUCCUAUUCCAACUAUUAAGAACGAAAUAAAAAUGAUAUGUUAUUACGCUAGAUGGAUGGCAUAUAAUGGCUCACAUCUAGAAGAUUUUGAGCCUAGGUUAUGCACACAUUUAAUAUACGAGCAUAUUGGCCUUAGUUCAAGCGGAGAGUUGGAUCUGAAGGAAAGUGGACUAGAUUUACUUCAAAUGACGAUGGAUUUUAAAAAGAAAAAUAAAGAUUUAAAAGUGAUGAUCAACAUUGGUGCUGAUGAAUCUGGUAACUUAUUUUUCAAUAGGCUCUCUACAAAUAACCAAAUCAUAGAACCUUUCCUGUCAAGUGUCGUAAAAAUUAUGCGAACCUACAGUUUUGAUGGAUUGGAGAUUCACUGGUUUACAGAGCUCAGUAAAAAGGCUAUAUAUAUUAACCUGUUGAAGCAGAUUAAACAAAGGUUAGAAUAUCACGGAUGGCUAUUGAGUGUUGAUGUAUUUCCUUAUUUGAAAGACAUUGGAUACGAUCCUAAAGAAAUGGAUAGAAUAGUAGAUUGGGUAACUAUUCGUCCACGUGAUUUAUAUACUGGCGCGCGUGGUUACGUUGAUCUGAACACCUCUCAACCUACUUUCCACCGUUUUCACGACGGCGAGAACGGUUAUGAUAGCAAACAUAUUGCGGAAAGCUGGCUUGAUGCAGGUCUAUCUAAAGAAAAAUUGAUUAUUGGAGUUGAGUUUUACGGGGUCAAGUAUAGACAAACUGAUACCUUAACUACACUAGAAAAAGAACCAGUUAAAUACGCUGAGAUCUGCUCAAAUUUUAACACUUCUGAUGUAGUUGUAGUUAAGGAUAUGAAAACAGAAAUAGUAUAUCUUUUUAACUUUACGAACUCGUAUUGGAUUGGUUUCUACGACGAAAAUUAUAUUAGGUCAAAAGGCCACUACGUUAAACAAAAUAAACUGGGUGGUGUUGCUGCGUUUGCUAUAGAAUUUGAUGAUUAUAAAGGAACUUGUGGGAAAACAUCUCCUCUAAUACUGGCUUUGCUUGUUGGUUUGGGAGUUUGGUAAUUGAUUAGCAAAAACUGAAUUUAAAUAAAUUUAAUAGUACAUUGUU